GGUCGGCCACUCCCCUGAAGUAAACGUCGGUUAUCGAAAUUCUAAAGUGCAACGCGAAGAUCGUUUGUCUCACACCUCACUUGCCUCAGCUACCUUACAUCCGCUCGGCCUCAGCAACCUAAUUAUGUUCUCUGUAAUCAGACAAGCUGCUCGUGCGCGAGCGAUGCCCUCGACGGCUGCGCGGAUAAGUCCCUCGAAUAUUGUGCGCAUGCCCGGUUGCCGGACUAUCGUUACAAAAAAGUACACCGAGGAGCACGAAGUCGUUGCUUUUGAUGACGAGACUGGGUUGGGUGCUAUAUCCAUAACGGAUCACGCGCAGGAGAGUCUCGGAGAUGUUGUUUUCGUGGAGCUUCCUGCGGUAGGCUCGAAGGUUUCAAAAGGCGACCAGAUUGGCGCAGUCGAGAGUGUCAAGGCAGCCUCGGAUAUCUAUGCGCCAGUGUCUGGCAUUGUCACUGAGGUGAACGAGGACCUGAAUUCUGAACCUGGACUCCUGAACCGCUCUCCCGAGGAAAAAGGUAAGCUUAAUAGUGAUUGUGUUAAUAUUAUCAUCAUCAACAUGAGGCUUGUAGGUUGGCUGUGCAAAAUCGAACUCUCUGCGCCCGAGGAAUUGAAUGAGCUGCUCACGCUCGAGAAAUACAAGGCGACUUGGGAAGCCUGAAUCAUAAUGAAGAAGGAACAUCUAUCUACUUUCUAUUUGGUCUUCCUGCGGGAGUCCUAGCAAUACAACCCCUGGCCUCAACUGCCAUACCUUUGUUAUUACUUAUAUUAUCAUAGAUGAGAGGAGAUGAUCAGCUCUUGCAAUGCAUUCUAUCCCGAGCUCAGCGAGUAUGGAUUGUCAGAAUGAAAUGGUAAGGUAGUUGAUGAAUUCACGAUGAC
Molecule: messenger RNA, 876 nt
Organism: Suillus clintonianus
Lineage: Eukaryota; Fungi; Basidiomycota; Agaricomycetes; Boletales; Suillaceae
Product: single hybrid motif-containing protein
Exons: 5
Coding region: 125-658 (177 amino acids)
Biological process (GO): glycine decarboxylation via glycine cleavage system; protein lipoylation
Cellular component (GO): cytoplasm; mitochondrion; glycine cleavage complex
Source: RefSeq, a predicted model, not a curated record